CUGAUCCACACUCCGGUUCCGCAAUUCUUAUUGAGUUGGCUAAAGCCAUUGGUACUCUACUGAAGACUGGUUGGAAACCAAAGCGGACCAUCGUGCUCUGCAGCUGGGAUGCUGAGGAGUACGGUCUAGUUGGAAGUACCGAAUGGGUCGAGGAGUACAUCCCCUGGUUGACAUCAUCUGUUGUGUCUUACCUGAACAUUGACGUUGGCAUAGCAGGCACCAUUCCUGACUUCAGUACCACCCCUGAUCUCCAUGCCCUCACCACUUCCACAGCCCGGAAGGUCAUCUGGCCGCAUGGCAAGAACCGCACAUUAUACGAUGUCUGGGAAGAAAAGACUGGUGAAAUUGACACAUUGGGCGCGCAAAGCGACUAUACAGCUUUUGUACAUCGGGCCGGCAUCUCCGCUAUCGACAUGGGCACCACGCGAGCGCCUCUCGAUCCAAUAUAUCACACGCACUCGAAUUUUGACUCCUUUCAUUGGAUGACUAAGUUUGCGGAUCCAGGUUUCGUAAUGCACACAGCCAUCGGAAAGUUCCUUACGUUGAUGCUGUAUUGUUUAGUCGACGAGGAGAUUGUACCGCUCGAGCCGGCGAACUAUGGGGUGGAGAUGCGAGCGUGGCUAAAAGAAUUGGAAGGUAUCGUAAAAGAAUCGAAUACAAAGGUAAAUCUUGAUCUUGGAGAGCUGGAGAACUCCGUUGCUGUGUUCGAGGAUGCAGCGCGGCAGUUCAAUGCUGCUCGCAACAUGGCUGUCAGCUCAAACAGUUCGGUGCUCAAGACACAGCUGAACCACAAGGCACGCGAUUUUGGACGUGGAUUCGUCAGUGAAGGCGGCCUCCCGGGAAGAGAGUUUUAUAGACACCUUGUCUUCGCUCCUGGAGUUGACACUGGAUAUGCGCCGGUUACAUAUCCAGGAGUGACCGAGGCCGUUGUUGCAGGAAAUACUACUCUAGCAGAGGAGUUCGUCGGAAAGACUGCAAAGGCGAUCUUGGCUGCUGCAAAUAUUUUAUUGUAG
Molecule: messenger RNA, 1013 nt
Organism: Alternaria postmessia
Lineage: Eukaryota; Fungi; Ascomycota; Dothideomycetes; Pleosporales; Pleosporaceae
Exons: 2
Molecular function (GO): carboxypeptidase activity
Source: RefSeq, a predicted model, not a curated record